Messenger RNA from Medioppia subpectinata, 743 nucleotides. NCBI's taxonomy places the organism in Eukaryota, Metazoa, Arthropoda, Arachnida, Sarcoptiformes, Oppiidae. The record is from the annotation of a GenBank genome assembly.
UACUAAAUCACUAAUAAUAUACUUAAUUAUAAUUAUCGUUAAUACUCUUCUCUUUGGCAAAACAAAAGUUAGUUAACUUUACUAAGUUUUGUAUUAAUAGCCAAAUGUAGCGAAACUGUAGACAAGUCUAAAGCAAACGGACCUAAAGUUACAGACAUUGUGUAUUUCGAUAUCAAGAUUGGCGACGAAGAUGUGGGACGCGUUGAGAUCGGACUCUUCGGCAAAACGGUUCCCAAAACUGUCAAAAACUUUGUCGAACUCUGUGUUAAACAUAAGGAAACGCCGGAAACCGACGGAAAGUUAGUCGGAUAUAAGGGAAGUAUUUUCCAUCGCGUUAUCAACGACUUCAUGAUUCAGGGCGGUGACUUUACUAACGGCGACGGAACCGGUGGUCAUAGUAUUUAUGGCAACAAAUUUGCCGACGAAAACUUCAAACUCAAGCAUUACGGCGCCGGAUGGCUAUCGAUGGCCAAUGCGGGCAAAGACACCAAUGGUUCCCAAUUCUUCAUCACAUGCAAGAAGACCACUUGGCUCGACGGCCGUCACGUCAUAUUCGGCAAAGUCAUCAAAGGAAUGGAUGUGAUCAGAAAAGUUGAGUCAACCAAAACCGACGGCAGGGAUAAGCCGGAGAAGGAUGUGAUGAUUGCCAACUGUGACACUCUUCCGGUCACCGAACCAUUCCCUGUCACCAGAGAUGACGCUCUUUUGUAAUACUUUCCAAUAAAAUUGAUUUUUAUUUGAGA